Messenger RNA from Telopea speciosissima, 1166 nucleotides. Its product is annotated as trans-resveratrol di-O-methyltransferase-like. Gene Ontology annotation, molecular function: S-adenosylmethionine-dependent methyltransferase activity; O-methyltransferase activity; protein dimerization activity. The record is from RefSeq and is a predicted model, not a curated record. Bases 47 to 1132 code for a protein of 361 amino acids. NCBI's taxonomy places the organism in Eukaryota, Viridiplantae, Streptophyta, Magnoliopsida, Proteales, Proteaceae. Gene Ontology annotation, biological process: methylation. The transcript is spliced from 2 exons.
CUAGAUGUGAGUAAAGCUGAGAAUUCUUGAAAUAGUGAGCAAAUCAAUGGAAGAUCUCAAUGAGAAAGAGAGUGGGGAAGAGUUGUUCCAUGCUCAAGCUCAUAUAUGGAAUCAUAUAUAUAGCUUCAUAAACUCCAUGUCACUUAGAUGUGCAGUUCAGCUAGGCAUACCAGAUAUCAUCCACAAUCAUCACCAACCCAUUACCCUCUCUGAGAUGAUCACAAAACUUGCCAUCCCAACCGCGAAGACGGAUUCUAUGUUCCGCCUCAUGCGCUUAUUGGUACACUCCGGCUUCUUCGCAGUUCGAAAAGCCUCUGAAGAUCAAGAAGAAGAAGGAUAUGUGCUCACACCCUCUUCAAGGCUCCUCCUUAAGGAUAAUGUAAUGACUGUGUCACCCUUGUUGCAAGCAGUGCUUGAUCCAAUCUUAAUGACACCUUGGCAUUUCCUUAGUGCAUGGUUCAAGGGAGAUGGUCUUACAGCAUUUGAGACAGCACAUAAGAGGACCUUCUGGGACUAUGCAAGCCAAGACAUUGAGCUCAACAACUUCUUCAAUGAGGCCAUGGAAAGUGACACUCGAUUGGUUAUGAGUGUGGUUGUUACAAAGUGCAAGGGUGUGUUUGAAGGGUUAGGGGCAUUGGUUGAUGUAGCAGGUGGCACUGGAACUUUGGCUAAGAACAUUUCUGAAACCUUCCCAAGCUUGAAAUGUGCAGUGCUUGACCUACCACAUGUGGUUGCUACCUUGAAAGGGAAUGAGAAUCUUACAUAUAUUGCAGGAGACAUGUUUGAAUCUAUUCCUCAUGCUGAUGCAGUUCUUCUCAAGUGGAUUCUGCAUAACUGGAACGAUGAGGAAUGCAUAAAGAUAUUGAAGGGAUGCAAAGAGGCAAUCUCUAGUGGGGAUGAAGGAAGAAACUCAGGGAAGGUGAUCAUCAUAGACAUGGUGGUGGGUGAUAAGAAGGAAGACCACAAGUCAACAGAAACACAGCUUUUCCUUGAUAUGCAAAUGAUGACUUUGUAUACUGGAAAAGAAAGAACUGCGAAGGAAUGGGAGAAGGUUUUCUUGGAGUCUGGAUUUAGUCACUAUAAGAUCACUCCUAUCUUGGGUUUAAGGUCUCUCAUUGAAGUCUACCCUUAGUGGCCUACAUGAAUUGGUGAUAUGAUAUAAUAAG